This is a messenger RNA of Hibiscus syriacus, 1770 nucleotides long. Its product is annotated as putative glycerol-3-phosphate transporter 1. The transcript has 2 exons. Gene Ontology annotation, biological process: phosphate ion homeostasis; transmembrane transport. The record is from RefSeq and is a predicted model, not a curated record. Gene Ontology annotation, cellular component: membrane. Lineage: Eukaryota; Viridiplantae; Streptophyta; Magnoliopsida; Malvales; Malvaceae. Bases 15 to 1541 code for a protein of 508 amino acids. Gene Ontology annotation, molecular function: transmembrane transporter activity.
GGAAAUCGAAAUACAUGGGUUCACCGGCUGACACAAGUUACAGCAAGCCUCUCGGAAUCCGAUUCUUGGAAUACAUUAAAAAAACGAAGCUUUCCUAUGAAACUCAUCAAGCCAUCGUCUUGAUCGUAACAUUCUUCGCCUACACCAGCUAUCACGCGACAAGGAAAACCACCAGCAUUGUCAAGAGUGUUCUUGAUCCCCAAUCAUCUGAUCUAGGCUUGAAGUUCUUCCCAUGGAGGAUAACAUACGUUAGUAGCGCACCACAAGUUGUAGGAGAUGGUUGGGCACCAUUUAAUGGAUCCGAUGGGAUGACCUUGCUCGGCCAACUCGAUGUGGCGUUUCUCGCGGUCUAUGCUUUUGGGAUGUUCUUCUCAGGACACAUUGGUGAUAGAACCAACUUGAGGGUCUUUUUGACAGUGGGAAUGGUUGGAACUGGCUUGUUUAGUUCGCUAUUUGGUAUUGGUUACUGGGCUGAAAUCCAUAGCUUUUACUACUUCCUGAUCGUCCAAAUGCUUGCUGGGUUGUUUCAAUCGACUGGAUGGCCUUCGGUUGUGUCGGUUGUUGGUGAAUGGUUUGGGAAGAAGAAGAGAGGGUUGAUCAUGGGGAUAUGGAAUGCUCACACAUCUGUUGGGAUUACUGGUUCUUUGAUUGCUUCAGCAUUGUUGAGCUAUGGAUGGGGUUGGUCCUUUAUUGUGCCUGGUUUGCAAAUGGCAUUCAUCGGCUUACUGGUUUUCCUUUUUCUGCCUGUUAGUCCCGAAUCGGUCGGAGCCGAUAAAAACGAAGAUGAAGUGGAUUCUCUUAGGAAGAACGGGGAGGGAGUAUCCGAGCCUCUCUUGGGCUCGGAUACUGAGCUUAAGGAACAACCUGUAGGGUUCAUUGAUGCAUGGAAAAUCCCUGGGGUUGCUCCUUUUGCUUUCUGUCUCUUCUUUGCCAAAUUGGUCGCUUACACCUUUCUCUAUUGGCUUCCAUACUACAUUAGCCAUACAGCAAUUGAGGGUAACUAUUUAUCCAAUGAGACGGCUGGAAACUUAUCGACAUUUUUCGACGUCGGAGGGGUGCUUGGAGGGAUCUUAGCCGGACACAUUUCGGACCGGCUAGAUGCCAGAGCCAUAACUGCAGCAACUUUCAUGUAUUGCGCCAUCCCUUCUCUGUUUUUCUACCGUAGUUACGGACACAUUUCAUUGGCGAUGAACGUAGCUCUGAUGUUCAUCUGCGGAAUGUUCGUGAACGGACCCUAUGCUCUCAUAACAACAGCCGUAUCAGCAGACCUUGGAACACACAGUUCAUUAAGAGGAAACUCCAAGGCAUUGGCGACUGUGACAGCAAUCAUAGAUGGAACAGGUUCUGUUGGUGCAGCAAUUGGACCAUUGUUAACCGGUUACAUCUCUGCCAAGAGCUGGAAUUCAGUUUUUACUAUGCUCAUGGGGGCUGCAUUAGUUGCAGGGCUGCUGUUGACAAGGCUCGUGGUGGCUGAGGUGACGGCGAGGAUUUCUGAUUCGAGGUCACACGGAGGAUCUCAAGCUCCAGAACUGGAUGUAUGAUGCACAUAAAUUGUGCGUUUUACAUAUUUUUCUUUGCUAUAGUUAUAAGAUGAAGGGGAAAGGGGAAGAUUUUGUAGCCUUCUCCUCCUAGUUUUGAUUACCAUGAAAUUAUUUCUCCUUUGCUCCAUUGGAGAAGACGAAGAUAGAAGAAACAUCAAUCUGUAUGUACAUUUUGUAUGCUACAUUAUAUUGAUUUAAGACAGCAUCAUUCAACAAUGUUGCUUAUUCA